AUGGAUAACCAACAACUUACACAAGAAAUACUACUGAUGAAAACAGAGAUUGCUGUUCUAAAGAAAGAAGUUGAAGCUCUGAAAGAAGAAAAAGAGUUGGAGAAAAUCAAUAACCCAAUCAAAGAAAAUUUUGGACUCCUGGCAAGUAAUGAAAUAGAAUGGAGCAAAAAAGUCAGACAAGAAAUUUCAAACAAAGAAUCAAUAGAAGGGAUGUUGAAAAAAUACAUUACUACUCUUAUUGAAUACAUUGAAGUUGAGGUUAAAGGAAAAAACCCAGUCAUAUCUAUUGGUCUUAUAGAAAAUGAAAAUGUUGAUAGAAAUGCCCAUGUUGGAUGGAAUAAAGGAACAAUAGGAUUUCAUUCUGAUGAUGGAAAAUUAUUUAAUGAAGACGGAAAUGGAGUAAGGUUUGACGAACCUUAUAAAGAAGGAGAUGUCAUUGGAUGUGGAUAUAUUCAUCAACUUAAUUGUCCUUUUUACACAAGAAAUGGGAAGUUAAUAAAAGUCAUUCCCAUGAAACAAGAAAUGAAUUAUUUUGGUAUUGGAUUGAGAGAGUAUGAAACUGUAACUAUUAACUCUGGUAAAACACCUUUUAUGUUCGACUUAAUUAACUUUAAUGAAGAGUUGACAAACAAAACAUCAAAAUAUUUUAACACUAUUACAUUAAGUUGUGACUUAUUUAUUUCUGUUAUUACCGCAAGUAUUUAUUUUAGUCUCGAAGAAAUCAAACAACAGGUUUGUAAAAUAAUCCAAGAAAGAGUUAAGCAAAGUAUUAAACAAGAGGUUCAGACUGAUUUUUUUAUUUACGAAGAAAAAUCUUGGAAUAAAUAUUUUGAAACAAAGGAUUUACUUUAUCCAAACUUUUCAGAAAGAAUACUAUUUAACUCAGUAAGGCUUUGUUCACUAUUAAAAGACAUUGGCUCUAAUAAUCAAGAAAUUUCUGUAAAAUUAGUUUCAUAUCCAGAAUAUAUGUUAAAAAAGAAUUCCUCUUUAAAAGUACCAGAAAGGGUAUAUGUAAAAAAACCAGUUAUUUUAUUGUAUGAUGAUACAAUUAAAGAGAAAGAAGAGUUUUGUUGUCAUUUAGAAUUGAAUGAUGCAAUAGAUAUUGGUGCUACUUAUCCAAAUCCAAGAAUCAUUAAAGAAGACAAUACUAAGAAAGAGUAUGAAUGGAAAGGAACAUAUUGUAGUGAUGGAGUAUCAAAUUGUGUAAUUGAAAUAAAUAACAAACACUUUGACUAUUUAUUCUGGGAAGGUGUUUGUCUGAAGAAAGAAGAGUUCAAAGGAAAGGAAGUUGGCAUAACAUAUGAAAAUAUUUCUAAUGAAUUAGAAGUGUUGUUAAAGAAAUUGGGAAUGAAUGAGAGAGAAGUCAAUGAUUUCAUUGUUUAUUGGAUUGCAAAAUUAAAUAAGAAUUAUUACAAAGUUACAAUUUGUGAUUCAUCAUAUGAUAAUGAAAUUGCACAACUGAAAAUAAGUGGAUUUAAUCAAAUUCAUAGAAUAGCAUUAAAAUUUGAAGAAGUUGAAAAUAUUAAUAAUCUCCCAACAAUUGAUAGUGUUGAAGAAAGACAAAGACCAACAGGAAAGUAUGUCAUUGAAUGGGGAGGAAUCAUUGCUUAA
Molecule: messenger RNA, 1611 nt
Organism: Entamoeba dispar SAW760
Lineage: Eukaryota; Evosea; Mastigamoebida; Endamoebidae
Exons: 2
Coding region: 1-1611 (536 amino acids)
Molecular function (GO): protein binding
Source: RefSeq, a predicted model, not a curated record